Molecule: messenger RNA, 2130 nt
Organism: Cyanidioschyzon merolae strain 10D
Lineage: Eukaryota; Rhodophyta; Bangiophyceae; Cyanidiales; Cyanidiaceae
Exons: 1
Coding region: 1-2130 (709 amino acids)
Source: RefSeq, a predicted model, not a curated record
AUGUCGUUCAGACCGGACCAGCUGAACCCAAACGACGAGUGGGUUCAGGCCCUGCAAGCACUGCUGCUUCGUAGUCACCGUGGCGUGGUUGUCCGCUUCCAUGACGCUGACCAAGAGCAGCGUCGCUUGUUCGUGCACAUCGAGUCCGGCAGGGCAUGGCUCGCUGAAAACGCCGCUGCGGUCACCGGGGAACUAGACGCAACAGCAAACGAAUCGGAAACCUUUCUGCGUGAUCAGUUCCACCUGAUAUGCACUUCAGUUGCCGAAGAAGACUCCUUGGAUUUACUCGUACAUGUGCGAACCGCAGACCAUCUGGCGACGCUGGGUAUCGCCUGCCAGCAUGAAAACGCAACCCCGUUCGUGGUUGCACCGCCGCGACAGAAACUGGAGCAGUUCGCCGAGAACGCAGCGGUGCGGCUUCGGGUUCGUCGGGAGCAGAAGUCCCAGCCGCAAAUCCUGUUUUCAUUGACGAGUCUCGAUGGGAGAUACGCUCUCGCAAAGGCACCGUCGAAAGCAGAUCCAACGCGGAGCAAAGGUUGCAUUGGCCUCGAGCGCGUCUCGCUCGGCGGCGUCGUUAUCGAUGCUGCGGGCAGCCAAGCGCGCACAAGUGAAGCACGCUCGAUGGCCCUGGGUUUUACCGUGAAAAUGGACACGUAUUGGAUAGAGCGCGAGUGCUAUCGCACGGUUUGGAAACGCUCCCAAUUGGUGUGGCUCAGCAAGCAUGCGGCGCACUGCCUCUCAGCUGACGCCGCAAAGACAAGCUGGGUGGACGUCGCACCGGCCCAAGUUGCCUGGAUACGCGUUGCGGUAAUGCUGCGGUACUGGCCUCAGCGGGUGCCGAUCAUGCUCCGCAAUGGAGCCGUUGGAGGAAAGCCACUCGAGGGCGCCUGGUAUGGCGUCGGCACGAACCAUUCAUUAAGCCUCUGGCUGGACGCGAGUCCCGUAGUUUGCCUCAGAGACGAGUCGAGCGCAUCGAAACCUCACUCGUGCUGGCAGGUUGGCGUCGGUCACGAAACAGUGUCCGCACCCGCCGUUUUUCGCAUCGUAUGGCGAGAGCGUCAGCAACGAGGAUCGUGCUUUUUCGAACUUUGUUGCGUAUCCGAUGGAGCGCGCCCUGCAAACGACGGCAUCGCAUUGUACUUGGGAAUCGACAAGCGCACCAAGCGGCUAGUGCUGAAACAUCGUCCCCGGCAAUGGGAAGCUUUUGAACUAGAUACCGUCCAACGCGAGGAGCCGCAAGCAGGAUCUGAUGCGGAUACCACGAUAACACCAGGCGCUGCACCAGCAUCUGGCGCUCGAGGCCUCGAGGAGGCAUACUUUGCCGGCGCGCGACGCACGCUGCAGCGCGAGCGCACGCAGCACGCAUCGUCUCCCGCGGAUGCCGUGCAACGGCGGGAAAAGGCGCGCACGCUGGCGCAGCGGCGCGCGCGCAUUAUGGACAGCGUUGCGCAGGCGCUCGCAGCGCGCGAAGCAGCGCGUUCAGUCGCUGCGCCCGCAGAUCAUACCGCAGCUGGCGCUCGCCGCAGAGGCGUCGUAGCCGAUGAUCGUUCCGCUGCAGCAGCGCCAGCGAUGCCAUCCGAGGAAACGAGCAUCGAGGCACCGCAUGAAUCAGGUGCGCAGCCUCAAACAGUGCAGGGCGCUAUGUCAUCGGGUCCAGCUCCAUCACAGGUACGUUGUGCAGCGUGCCACGGGGCCAUUGUUGGGCAGUACGUGCGCGCCUUAUCGCAGAGCUAUCAUCCAGGAUGCUUCGCGUGCAGCAUCUGUCGACGGGCGUUGGCGCCAGAAACCAAAUUCCGUACCAGCAUCGGUAAUCCGCUGUGUGAGGCAUGCUACGCGGAGCAUGUUGCUCCGCGCUGUGCCCGUUGCAAGGCACCGAUUACCGAUGUCGUGGUGACUGCCCUGGAACGCAAAUGGCAUCGCGGCUGUUUGUGGUGUGUGCGCUGCGGGCAACCGCUGUGUCACGAAGGCUCAUCUGGCUCCAAUACCUUCUACUUGUAUCCCGGGCAACCGGAUCAGCCGCACUGCGAGUCAUGUGUCCGCGGGAAAGAUCGCGAACAGAGCGGUCGUCGCACGUUGCCGAGCCUUGGAGGCGGCAUGCCCUCCGGUACGGGCAGCUUCCGACUUGGCUGA